UGGCUCAGGGUUGCCAACUUAGUAGAUUUUCUACCAGAUCUGGUAGAUUGCAGUCUUCAUUUAGUGGGCAAAUUUACGUUUUAGUGGCUAGUAGAAAAUCCAGUAGAAUGAAAGAAUCAGAAUAAUUAGUAAGCCACUUUCGAUUUAUAUCAUUAUGAACCUUAGUUACUCAUGUCAAUUUGUCAAUUGAAGUAAUAAUUCAAGAAAGUAGCAAACUGUCAUUGGGAAAUAUCCUAUUUUGAUUUAGUUGAACAUCGAAUCGAUAGAUGGCAGAACCAAUGAAUUAAUUUGCGUAUGCGUACUUCUUCUCUUAGUUCUCCUUUGUCGGAAAUCAGGGGUAUGAAAGUCAGAUGAACGAUUUUGCGCCUCGUUUUGGGACAUCUAUUGGGGUUGCACAUCACUAACUGCAUGAUGUUUGCCAAUUCCUUCGGUAGAUGGCGCGAGAAAUUCAGCCGCCAUCUUUUUGUCACGUGAUUUGAUCACGUCACGUUCUGAGCAUCAUCCACGGGAAACGGGAAUCACAGACAUUGUUUUUUCUUGCACAGACAAGUGAAGUUUAUCUCGUAUACGAUGAUUUAGGCGAUUUUUUAACAUUAUUUACAGUAUAAUUUGUGUGCUUUCUAAUAGCUAUAGCACACUGUUCUGCUAUUUUAAGACUGCCUGCCUAAUUAUUUGAUUUUGAUUGCAGAACCAUGCCUAAACCGCAAUAUACUCAAAAGUUUCGAGACGCAUGGUUAAAGGACCCUAGUUUAAAAGAAUGGCUGUUGGUUAUUGACAGCACUUUAGGAAGGGAAGCUAAAUGCAAAUUUUGUAGUAAAAUAAUUACGAGUCGUUACGCCGACCUUAAGAGCCAUGAUAGCGACAAAUGUUAUACUGCCCAAAUGCUAUACGAAAUGUAUAAAGAUGAUACCAAUUAUGCCUUUAUAUGUUUUCUCAAGCCAAUUUUAGGUGGGGUUCAAAGAGUGAACAAAGCCUUUGAAGCAAAAAACGCAGAGUCAUGUAAGCUUUUGGAAGACGUGACUAUGUUGUUAAAUUGUUUAAUAAAGAAAGUAACAACACCAAACAGCCGUUUCAAAUUAUUUUACGACGAUAUCGAGACAUUUGUUGUGCGCGACAAUUAUUUGGGAUAUCUUUUCGAAAAUAAAAUAAAAGAAAUGAAGGAGGCCGGUUUCUCAGAUGAGGCAAAUCUCAGAGAAAGAAAGUGUAUUUUUUAUUAUUCGUGCAAGGACUAA
This is a messenger RNA of Acanthoscelides obtectus, 1232 nucleotides long. The record is from the annotation of a GenBank genome assembly. Lineage: Eukaryota; Metazoa; Arthropoda; Insecta; Coleoptera; Chrysomelidae.